AUGCAGAGUCUAGGUAAGACAAUUAGUUGCAAUCAAGAUGACAAAAAAGUGAGAUGCCCUUCAUUAUUAAUCGGAGAGACAGGAAAUUCGAAAGCAUUGAACAAUGAAGUAAUAAACGAAAGAAAUAUGAUGCCAGAAAUUCCAAAUUACGCACUAAACAAAGAUCAUGAAAAAGGCUCUGAAUAUUCAUUGAAUAAAAAGAGAGACGUGUCAUCAAUCCCUAAAAAUAGCAAAGAGUAUUGGAUGUACCCUUCACCUCAACAAUUUUAUAAUUCGUUAAUUCGAAAAAAUAAAGAUAUCGAUAAAAAUUAUAUCGAUGCAGUGGUCACUGUUCAUAAUGAGGUUAAUGAGGAAUCUUGGAAACAUAUACUCAAAUAUGAAUACCUUCAUAGAAACAAAUGCAAUGAAGUUACACUGCAGAGAUUUUUUGGUAAAUUCGAUGAUCUGUCAGUAAAGGCCAAAUUCAGAAGUAUUUUUUCAAAGUUAGGAAAACCAUUUGAUAGACAUGACUGGUAUGUUAAUAGAUGCGGAACAGAAGUCAAAUACAUUUUGGAUUAUUAUAACGAUGAGUCUAUGAAUGAUGAUAAAAAUAUAUACAUUGAUGUUAGACCUGCCCUGAAUAGCUUUUCAAAUAUUUGGGAUCGAGUACGUUACCCUUUUUAUGAAGCAUAUUUUAAAUACAUUAAAAGAUACGAAUUAUUUAGAUAA
Plasmodium gonderi is the source of this 708-nucleotide messenger RNA. RefSeq names its product cytochrome c heme lyase. The transcript has 5 exons. NCBI's taxonomy places the organism in Eukaryota, Apicomplexa, Aconoidasida, Haemosporida, Plasmodiidae. Bases 1 to 708 code for a protein of 235 amino acids. The record is from RefSeq and is a predicted model, not a curated record. Gene Ontology annotation, molecular function: holocytochrome-c synthase activity. Gene Ontology annotation, cellular component: mitochondrion.